Penaeus chinensis is the source of this 3396-nucleotide messenger RNA. RefSeq names its product calcium-binding mitochondrial carrier protein Aralar1-like (gene aralar1). The record is from RefSeq and is a predicted model, not a curated record. Gene Ontology annotation, molecular function: L-glutamate transmembrane transporter activity; L-aspartate transmembrane transporter activity; calcium ion binding. Lineage: Eukaryota; Metazoa; Arthropoda; Malacostraca; Decapoda; Penaeidae. The transcript is spliced from 14 exons. The coding region runs from base 169 to 2046 and encodes 625 amino acids. Gene Ontology annotation, biological process: malate-aspartate shuttle; L-glutamate transmembrane transport; aspartate transmembrane transport.
UCGCCUUCUUUCAGAUCAAGAUUAACAUGCUUUUACCCACAAAUACUUUAAGAUAACAAUCCCCAUUUUGUCUUGCAGGGCACGGGCUACCUGAAGAGGGCCAAGACUGAGCAGCUGCGAGAGAUCUUCAACAAGUAUGCCUCCGUUGAUAAGCAUGGCGAGAAGUACAUGACUGCAAAGGACUUUGUGAGGAAUUACCUUGGACUCUACACUGAACCCAACUUCAACCCGUCCUCCAUCACGCUCUUGGGCGGCAUUCUGGACACCAGCAAGGAUGGACUCAUCUCCUUUGCUGAGUUCCAUGCCUUCGAGGGCCUGCUGUGUGUGCCUGAUGCUCUCUACAAGACUGCCUUCCAGCUGUUUGAUACUAAGGGAACUGGAAUGGUUACUUUUGAGGAAUUUAUGGAGGUGAUAAAACAAACAACACUGCAUCAGAGAGUUCCCUUCAAUUUUGAGAGCGACUUCGUUAAGAUGUAUUUUGGCAAGGAUAGAAAUCGUUCUGUCAACUAUGUGGAGUUCAGCCAGUUCCUACAUGACUUCCACGAGGAACACGCAGUGCAAGCCUUCAAGUCUUUUGACAAGGAGGGGACUGGCUUCAUCACAGCCAUGGACUUCAAUGACAUCAUGUUGAAUAUCAAGUCGCAUCUUCUGACAAUUCCUGUGCAAAAUAAUCUUGUUGCAGCUGCUUCUAGCCAUAAAGUGAGUUUCCCAUUCUUCAUGGCUUUCAAUUCCUUGCUCACAAAUAUGGAGCUGUCAAAACGUAUCUAUCUCAAUGCUUCAGCUGGAUCGCGUACACAGGAAGUUACAAAAGAGGAAUUCCUGCAUUCGGCUCAGAUGAUGUCGCAGAUCACACCCCUAGAAGUGGAGAUUCUCUUCCACCUGACGGAAUUAAUCAGCGAGAGCUCUGGGAAAAUUGUGUACAGUGACUUGGAAACCUUAACUCCUGAGCAGUACAUGAAGGUGAUCACACGUAAACUGACUGACAUCAAAGCUGUCCAUAGUCCAGAGCAGCGUGGAGCAUUGAUCCAGGUGCUUGAACAAGUGUACAGGUUCUCUCUUGGUUCCCUGGCUGGUGCUGUUGGUGCUACUGCCGUGUAUCCAAUUGACUUGGUGAAGACAAGAAUGCAGAAUCAACGUACUGGUUCCUACAUCGGUGAAUUGAUGUACCGUAAUUCCUUUGAUUGUUUCAAGAAGGUGAUUCGUCAUGAAGGUGUCAUGGGCUUGUAUCGUGGCUUGGUGCCUCAGCUGAUUGGUGUAGCCCCUGAAAAGGCUAUUAAGCUCACCAUGAAUGAUUUGGUCCGUGACAAGUUGACGGAUAAGAAAGGAAAUAUUACUUUUGCUAGUGAAAUGUUUGCUGGUGCUUGUGCUGGUGGGUCUCAGGUGAUCUUCACCAAUCCACUUGAAAUUGUAAAGAUUCGUCUACAAGUGGCUGGAGAAAUUGCGACAGUGAAGAAAAUAUCAGCAGUUUCAGUAAUCAAGGAGUUAGGAUUUCUUGGACUGUACAAGGGAGCGCGAGCUUGUUUCCUGCGAGACAUACCAUUUUCUGCUAUUUACUUCCCUGUCUAUGCACACUCGAAACAAUUACUUGCUGAUGAAAAUGGUUAUAAUUCACCAUUAACACUGCUGAUUGCUGGUGCUAUUGGUGGUGUCCCUGCAGCCUCUCUGACAACACCAGCUGAUGUCAUUAAGACACGCCUGCAAGUAGCAGCUCGAGCUGGCCAAACAACCUACUCUGGGGUGUUUGAUGCAGCUAGAAAAAUUUUCAAAGAGGAAGGUGGCAAAGCCUUCUGGAAGGGAGCACCAGCUCGUGUGUUCAGGUCCUCUCCACAGUUUGGUGUUACACUGGUGACCUAUGAAGUUUUGCAGAGACUCUUCUAUGUUGACUUUGGUGGCAGUCGUCCAAAGGGCUCGGAGGCUCAGCUCCCUGCCUCUGCUGCAGAUCUGCGUUCUACUAACCCAGACCAUGUUGGAGGGUACAAGGUUGCCGUUCCUAUCUUUAGAGGCAUUGAAUCAAAGUUUGGCCUCUUCCUUCCUCGUUUUGCGUGAGAACAGAAAGAGAGAUAUUGUGUAUAUUUUGGGGUGUAGUUAAUUAUUUUUUAGAAUUCUGUGCUCUGAUUUUACUAUUUAUUUUAUAUAGCUGAUAAUUUAAAGAAAGAAAGAAGAAGAAUUCCUUUUAAAUAUUUCCUGUUUUAAUAUUUAUGACAUGUUCUUUAGAAGUGAUUUUAUGAAGUCUGGAAAUACCAUGUUAUGUUCAUGAUGUGUAUAUAUAUGUAAACUUUUUUGUUUUUUCCUUGUUUUCAUACUCACUGAAAAUUAAAUUUUAGAAAAUGUGGUUCACAUCAAGUUAUACAUUUAAAUUAAUUUGUGAGAUGUCAUUUACAUUGUAAGAAGAAUAAAAGGGAAUUAUUGGAUGCUUUCCAUCCAUGUAAUCUGAUUAAUGUCAAACAUGUAAGACAUUUUGAAAUGGAAGACUCGAAGAAAAAAUAUUUUUUUUCUUUAUUCCUUAUAACAACAGGAACUGGAAUGAACUCAAUAGCACCUCUAUGUGAUUCAUAUGUACAGGGUAGUGUCAAACUAGUUGAACCUUUCCUUUCAUAUUCAUAGGACAGUAUAAAAAUGCAAUAGAAAACCAAAAGCUUGUUCCACUGUGAAGUUUACAUGAGCUCUCAGAGUAUUUGUAUAGGUCAGUUAGCAAAGCUGAGUUUGAGUUUCAUGUGUGAUCAAAUAUGUCACUAGCAAUGUACAUAGGGUUUUGUGCUGUGACCCAGUUAUUAUAUGAAAUAGAUAUCCAAUUACCUUUUGAAAUAAGUGAAGUUGUUAUCUGAAAUGCCUUUUACCUAAGUACAUUUAGCCUUGAUUAGUAGAGGUAGGCUUCAUACCUGAAUUUCAGUAGAUUGUUAUGAAUGUAUAUUAAUAAGAUCUCCUAAGGCAUGUGUGAUAACAGCAGGCUUUGAAGCCCAUGAAAAAGGAUAUACUGGUACAUGUAAAAGGUUGGUUUUGACAUCUUUCAUACUGGAUAUCUCACUGGACUAUGAAUAUGUAAAACACUAAAGAUUUGAAAAGAUCUGUUUAUUUUUAUUCUCUUAGCUCUUCAGAUAAACUGCAAUUUGACAUGUGGAUAUAGAGCACACUGUAGUAUUGAAUUCUCAAUAGAAAAUGUAUAUGACUUUAACUAUGGCAAUAAUCUGUAGAUAAAAAUAAAAUCAAUGGCAACUCUUGUACAGCUGUAUUUGUACAAAAAGUGAGUUAUCUAUUGAUAGAGGACCUACAGAUAUAGACUUUGAGAAAGAAAUGGGCCUCAAGCCACAUUGAUCACAUUACACUGAAGAGCAUAUUUGAAGCUUUUUUCUCCUGGCAGUACAGAGUAGCUCACUAAAUAAAGUAUAAAUAUAAAGA